Formica exsecta is the source of this 2030-nucleotide messenger RNA. RefSeq names its product thymidylate kinase. Gene Ontology annotation, biological process: dTTP biosynthetic process; dTDP biosynthetic process; dUDP biosynthetic process. The coding region runs from base 122 to 736 and encodes 204 amino acids. Gene Ontology annotation, molecular function: ATP binding; dTMP kinase activity. The transcript has 2 exons. The record is from RefSeq and is a predicted model, not a curated record. NCBI's taxonomy places the organism in Eukaryota, Metazoa, Arthropoda, Insecta, Hymenoptera, Formicidae. Gene Ontology annotation, cellular component: cytoplasm; nucleus; mitochondrion.
GACGUAGCAUGCAGACUUGUGCGAAUCACUGGCAGAAUUCAAACUCUGGAACCCGAAUCGGGCAUGAAACAUGAAAGACCGGCAUCCAACAUCAAAAACGCGUGACGCGUAACGUGUCAACAUGUUUAGUAAACGCGGUGCGCUGAUAGUUUUGGAGGGUUGCGAUCGGGCCGGCAAAUCUACCCAAGCGAAGAUGUUGAUGAACGCGUUGGACGAUCUACGGAUUCCUGUGAAAGCCCGAGCUUUUCCGAACAGAAAAACUCCUGUUGGAGCUAUCUUAAAUAGUUUCCUGUCAAAAGAAAUAAAUGUGCCACCAGAGGCAGCUCACUUAUUGUUCUCUGCGAAUCGAUGGGAGUGCAAGGAGGACAUUGAGAAGACACUUCUGGUGAUGGACAGAUACACAGCGUCUGGUGCUGCAUAUACAGCAGCCAACACUGGCAGAAGUCUCAACUGGUGUCAACAACCUGACAUAGGGCUUCCAAAGCCAGAUUGCGUGGUGUUUCUCAAGGUUUCCAAGCGACAGCAAGAACAGCGUAGUGAUUGGGAAAAAGAAAGGUUCGAGCAUGAUGAAUUUCAGCAACGUGUCGAUGCUAAUUACGAGAAAUUAAAAAAUGAUACUUGGAUUAUUGUAAAUGCAGAUCAAGAUGAAUCGGCUGUGCACAGUGAAAUACUGCAAAAGGCACUAUCAGUCAUCCAAGAGGUUCAGUAUCAUAAUAUUAAGCUAUUAAGUAAUUGAUGCUGAUAAGUCUCUAAUUUCAUAUUUCUAUCUCGGCAAGGAGUCACUAUAUUAGUAAUUCUUUGCGGUAUAUAUUUGCUACAAUCUCUAAUAAAAUUUUGAUAAAAUAUUAAAUAAAUUUAUUAAAUAAAAGACUAUUUUAAUAUCUAGAAGUAAAGUUAAGCCUUAUUAAACUAAAUUGUAUAAAUCUUGUUGAUUUCUUAGAUUUAAUAGAUAACAUAUAACUAUCAGUUAAUAAGUAAGAUACAUAUUGUUGGAACUUAAAAAAAUAGAAAAAUUUAGAUAAAAUUGUAUAUAUAUAUAUAGAUGUAAAUUUAGAUUGCGUAUGUUUGAUUUAAAACUAUUUGUUUCAUUAACGUUUAUAUAUAAAAUACUUGCGAUAGCAUUUAAUGCCAAAUGUAAUAAAGUAAUUUUGUUUUUAUUUUUACUGAGAGAUCAAAGCAAAAUCCAAGUAUAUCACGUUACGCAAUUUUCUAUGCAAAUAUAAUUUCACGCUUGUCAUAAUAAUUUGCCGAGACGGAAUUUUCUUCCAUCUGGAUUUGAAUACAAAUCCGGUUUCUUAGAAAAGUCGACAUUAAAGAAAGAAUCGGGGUCGCACGCGUCUCUCAGAGAAAUUCAGACAUAUCUCAGAGAAAUACGACUUCGUCGUACAUCUGGUCUCGGUCUCGAUCUCGGCGAAAUAAAAUAUGUGAUAAACAUUUCUAGAAUCGGAUUGCGUACUUCGCGUGCGUACUACGCUCAGUCUUUCACGAGAUAUAUCUCGUCCUCGAGGUAUGAUUGAUCACGCGACACACGUUAGCUAUUAUACAAUAAAUAAAACUUUACAAGAAAUAAAAAUGUGUUAGACUAUAAAUAAUAAUGUAUGAAUAAAAAUGAGUAUUAUUACAAAAAGGUAGAUUGAGAUUCAUGUAGGUCCGUAUCUAGAAUUGCGUUUUUGUUAAAGAACUCGGCUCGAUAAUAAAAAUUGCAAGUCGUUUAAGCUUAUUGUUCUAUUAAGAGGAAAAAACAUCGAGAGAAGAAGUUUUAUCUGAGGCGAAAAAUCAAGUCAAAAGGCAAUUUAUUGGAAUUUUAAUUUAUCUUCCUUGCUUUUAUCCUCUGUAAGAAUAUAACUCGCCCGCCGUGUUGCGCUUGUAGUUGUGCAGCAAUCAUUUAUAAAAACUGAGAACGAGAUGUAUUAUAGCAACAUAAACUAACUUAUAUCGCCCUAUAUUACAUCAUAACUUUUGUCAUAAUGCAGACAAAAGAAUGAAAAUAAUUAAAAAAUUGAAAUUUUCAGAAAUAUACUUGGAGUUCA